Molecule: messenger RNA, 930 nt
Organism: Pseudophryne corroboree (corroboree frog)
Lineage: Eukaryota; Metazoa; Chordata; Amphibia; Anura; Myobatrachidae
Product: olfactory receptor 8D1-like
Exons: 1
Coding region: 1-930 (309 amino acids)
Biological process (GO): G protein-coupled receptor signaling pathway
Cellular component (GO): membrane
Molecular function (GO): G protein-coupled receptor activity; olfactory receptor activity; odorant binding
Source: RefSeq, a predicted model, not a curated record
AUGCAGCUGGCAAAUCAGACCUUGGUGACAUACUUCAUUAUUAAAGGGAUUUCAGAUAUCCCAGAACUACAGGUUCCAAUCUUCCUAAUGGUUCUCCUGAUUUACCUCAUCACUCUUGGUGGUAACUUGGCAAUAUUUAUUCUCAUCUGCCUGGACCAUCACCUUCACACUCCUAUGUACUUCUUCCUGGCCAACUUAUCUGCCCUAGAUAUGUCUACAAUCACCCUUGCCUUACAUAAGAUUCUUAUUACUUUUAUGUCUGGUGAUAACACGGUAUCAUUUUUUAACUGUAUGACACAGGUUUUUAUAUUUUUAUCUUUGACAUGUGAUGAGUUACUCAUACUGACAGCAAUGAGUUAUGAUCGCUAUGUGGCCAUUUGUAAGCCUUUGAAUUAUCCAAUCGUGAUGAGCCAUCGGGCCUGUGCCCUUUUGGCCAUUUCCUGCUGGUCAACUGGAUUCAUAGAACUAAUUCCUAGCAUUUCUACAUUAUCUGGCUUUACUUGUUAUAGAACUAAUGAAAUUAAUCACUUCUUCUGUGACAUUGUCCCAGUGAUGAAGAUCUCUUGUAGUAACACUUCUCUUCUACAACUCUAUAUCCUAAUUGAAGGGGGUUUUCUUGGAAGUGUCACUCCUUUUAUUCUUACAUUCAUCUCCUACAUCUUUAUUAUUGUUUCUAUAGUACAAAUCCAAUCUAGUAUUGGAAGACAUAAGGCCUUCUACACAUGUUCUUCACACCUCACAGUUGUCAACCUUCUCUAUGGAACACUUAUCUUCCAGUACUUCAGACCUACUUCAGCAGAUUCCUUAAAGUCAAAUAAAUUUUUCGCCCUGUUCAACACAGUAGCUGUGCCAUUGCCGAAUCCACUGAUCUACAGCCUAAAAAAUAAAGAUGUGAAAUCAGCAUUGAAAAGGAUGUUGCCUACACAAUAA